UCCAGCCCAGGGCCGCCAUGUACGACCGGGCGCCUCGGGCCUUGACGCUGACGGUCGGCUGCCCAGAGCCCCACUUGGGCCCCGGCUGCUAUGACCUGCCCUCCACCGCUAGGCAGCUCCGAGAUGGUUUUGCUCCAUUUCUUUCUCUGACAAGUCGUGGUCUUCAAAGCACUUCUCAAAAUGCUGUCGAUGAUAUUCCAGGGCCAGGACAUUAUGAAAUUGACAGAACACAGAAAACUAUUAAAGGGGGGCAAAGUCUUCGAUAUAAAGAGAAACGUUUCAGAGAUAUCCGCACGGAUACCCCUGGUCCUGGAACAUAUUGCCAACCUCUUUCACUGGGUCAAGACAUCAGUAGGCCAAAGAGACCAGUUAAAGUCCCUGCAGCACAGAAAUUUUCAAGCAGUAUCAAAAUCUUCCGAAAGUCUGAGGCUCCCUCUAUCCCUUCCCAAGGACAAGCAUAUGGUUAUGAAGAAUUGGAGGAUGGCACUCUUAUAAAGCAUACCCCUCCUUCAAGAGACAGUACUUUGGGUCCAGCAUAUUAUCAGAUGAAUAGUAAUGAAACUUAUCCUACGAUGAAGUAUAAAGGAGUGCAUUUUGGCAAUUUGACGGAAAAGCGACAUGAAUUUAAGGCACACGAAGGCCCUGGACCUGGAGAUUAUGAUGUAAUUCCGGAAAAUGUGGUGCAUUAUGAAAAUGUCAACAUUAGGAGGGAAGACCAGAAAAAAUAUGACCUCUGUGUUCCACGCUAUCAUGAAGUAAUAGUAUUGCAGGAAGAAAAGAAGGGUGUUCCAGGUCCUGGCCAGUAUUAUAUAAAAGGUCAAUUUGAAAAGGGAGACAGGAUAGCACAAAGUGAAGCUCACCGUGCUCCUUUUCUUUCUCUUGCCCAGAGGUUUGCACCAGUGAAAUCAUCCACCCCAGCUCCUGGCACCUAUAAUGAAACACGCUAUGCUCUUGAGUCCUUGAAGAAAGCUUCUAAAACAAAAAACAUUCCAUUUGGCCAUACUGCUGUUCGAUUCACCCAAGACUACAGGCUGCAAAAAACACCAGGUCCUGCAUUCUAUAAUAUCCUCAACGACAGCAUUGCAACAGAAAGUCUUAAAAAAACUGUUUUGGAAAAAAGAAAGAAAGGAGCAUUUGGUUCUUCAGUUCCUAGACUUUUAUAUUUAGUUAAGAGAGAAGCUUUAAGUACUCCUGGUCCAGCUGAUUAUCAGGUCAAAGAGACCACUGAAGAACCACGUAAAAAGAAGAAGCAAUUAUCUGUUUUUGUGUCAGCAACAGAAAGAAUUCCAGUAAUGAACACAGAAGCUCCACCACCAGGCUCCUACGAUGUUCAAAAAUCAUUUGAGAAAUCACAGUGCAGAAGUGAGUACAUGCCUCCACGAACCAUAAUGGCUAAAAAGAAGCAUGCUUCUUUUCUCAGUGGAACAUUUAGGGAAGGCGUUUCAAAGGCUGUCAUGGAUUUGCCAGGACCAGGAGCCUACAACCCAGAGGCAUAUAACUCAGCAGCAAAACCAUCUUCCAGUGUUGCAGUCUGGGUUUCUCGAGUGGAGCGUUUUAAAGAAACAAAAGAUGACACUCCUGGCCCUGGAACAUAUGAGCUGAGCCCACUGUUGAGAGAUACUGUCCUGAAGAGAACAUACAAUACUACAUUAAAUAACCCAGUUGUGAUUCAAGCAUACAAUUCAACUUAUAGAUGUCUGCCAUCCAGACAAGGAUUUUUAUGCGGUAUCUGUGCAUCCAAUGAAAUGAACUCAAAAAAGCAAAAUGAAGCCUUAGUAGCCGAUAAUAAAUGAAUCCUUCUCAAGGUUGCCUGGGGAAUAAAUCUCUUUGGUUUGAUUAUGGUGUCCAUCAGCUGUUCAGAUGAACCAAAUUUGCCUCAUUAACCUUCAGAAAUAUAUAUAAAAGAUGCUCUUAAAAUUGCUUCUUAAUUUUUCUUCCUUCUGAGCUUUUCUCAAUAGUACCAGGUCCUUUUGCAAAGUUUUCCCUAUCUUGUUGGUAUUUCUAUCUCUUACACAGUUUUCCCACGCAUUGCUGAUAUUUUCUGUGUGUGCACUUCCAGACUUAAUAAAAUUAUUUAGCAAAUUAAUUGCUAUAUUCAUUUCCCUAGUUCUAUUUUUUUUCUUUUAAGUUUGACUCCUAGUACUACCUGCCCCCAGGCAUCCAUAGGGAUCGCUAUGUGAACUCAGGCUGUCCCUUCAGAUGACAUCCUUGCAGCGUAUACAUUGACAGGAAAUUGCAUGCAUCUUCACUGCUUUCACUGCUCUCCAACGUAAUGGAAAUGACAGUGAGGGGCUCUGUGGGUUGGGGAGGUUUUGGUUAUGUGCAGUUGGUUCAUAAUUGUGAGCCCUGUAGUGACCAAAAAAAGUGAAUUUCAAUAGCAUAAAUUGGACUUGUGCUAUUUUAACCCUCAACAGAAUGUCAACCCACAUUUCUGGAUAUUGUGCUGGAAGAUGUUCAUAAUAUAUGCCAGUGUAGUAUUGUGUUUUUUGUAUUAAUGUUACUUGUAAAUCGUAAUUCCCAUAUAUCAUGGAAUGCUGUGGUAACAUUUGUGACAUAAACAACUAGCAAAAUUAAAAUUAUAUCUU
Molecule: messenger RNA, 2585 nt
Organism: Sceloporus undulatus (fence lizard)
Lineage: Eukaryota; Metazoa; Chordata; Lepidosauria; Squamata; Phrynosomatidae
Gene: STPG2
Product: sperm tail PG-rich repeat containing 2
Exons: 14
Coding region: 18-1793 (591 amino acids)
Source: RefSeq, a predicted model, not a curated record